Messenger RNA from Planococcus citri (citrus mealybug), 3566 nucleotides. RefSeq names its product acylamino-acid-releasing enzyme-like. The transcript is spliced from 13 exons. NCBI's taxonomy places the organism in Eukaryota, Metazoa, Arthropoda, Insecta, Hemiptera, Pseudococcidae. Gene Ontology annotation, molecular function: serine-type endopeptidase activity. The coding region runs from base 1268 to 3445 and encodes 725 amino acids. The record is from RefSeq and is a predicted model, not a curated record. Gene Ontology annotation, biological process: proteolysis.
AUUAAAAUUAGACAAACCAACUCGUAAAAUUAUACAUUUUUAUUUUUUUAUCAAGUGUUUGCCCAGCUACAUAUAAUACGAAUUACGAUUACUUAUGUCGAAUAUUGAAAUAUACGUACCUAUUACUUGCUCAGCUCAGCUGCAGAGACGUAUUUUCUGUUUUGUCUACGUCGAUCUGAUUUAAUUGUGGAUGGGUACUAAAUAGAUACAUUUUAUCUACCUGGUUGAAAACGGGGGAAUUUCUACACUAUUAAAAAGCAUGAGAGACUACAUAAUUCUUCAUUGUACCUAUAUAGCAAUAGACGACAAGUUACGAAAAUAUCAAUGUAGAGUUCUAUAAUUAAUCAGUGGAAUAAAUUUGAAGAAAUUGUACUUACAUAAUUAUAUGUACCUACACUUGAGUAUAAUUCACUCAAUUAAUUUUGAUAGUUAAAAAAUUAGAAAUACUUACAGUUCAAGUUUAUGAAUUAAAAGUUUAAAAGUGGAUUCCAAAAGACAAAUCGCAAUCAAGCUCAAGUAAGAUUCAAGACACCUUUAAGUAAGAAUUUGACUUUUAAAGCAGGUACAUUUUUAAUAAAUAAGAUGGGUACCCUACCUAAUUUUUAAAAAAAAGAAAAGAAAAGAAACUGAAAUUAUAAAUAAGGCAGUUUUUUGACUCGUAGCUCAUGAAUAUACCUAACGAAUAAAAAAUCUAUGAGUGCCUACAAGCCUAAAAUCAAGGGCUCAGGUUUUCAAUUAUGCAAAAAUGCUUUUAGCUUGAUUUACUGAUAGGUACCUACUUCAUAAAUGGAAUUUCAAAAAGGUAUCCUAGUGAAUGUGGUUCUGCGGAAGCAGUUAUGUUAUUAGGUACGAGUACUUCAAGUACCUCUACUUAUACUAAUUAAUAAUUUUAAGUAGAUUACUAAAGUAAAAUUCAAUCGCUUCUUAAUUUAUUUCGGAUCCGAAAUUCUGAAUUUCGAUUUCGAUUUCCGUAAUUCCGUAUUCAGUCGAGUAGUUCCGGAUUUGGCCGGAACCGAAACAUUUCUCAAGUUUUAAACACGUGUUAUAUGUUUACAUUAUUUUUCUCCUUAUCAGUCACUAAUUUAAUCCGUCCCCGUCAUUCGGAAGAACAAAGAAAUAAUAACUAAAUUUAACGUAACUUUCAAGUUUGAGCUUUAUUUUUUAGUCGUCCAAGUUUCAACUUUUCUUUUGCAGUAACACUUGUAAAAGUGUCGUGAAUUGACAGUAUCUCUGUACUUGUAUACCUAUUUUGUGUUAGGUAUUUAUCAUGGAUCAUAGUUUGCCGGAAUUGGAAAAAUCUGAGGUUGAUGAAAUCGUAGAUGUAUUUAAAGACGUUUACCAGUCUGCUUUGAGAAUCGUCUCGGCCAGAGUACGCAAACUUGAUAAAACGAAUAAUGUGAUAGUUUCUGAAUGGAGUCAACGUGGUCUAGAACGUGGGUCAUCUAUUAAAAUAUUAAGGACCGCAGUGGCCGAUUUAUGCUUGAAAUCAUGUUUUGAAAUCGAUUCAGUUGAUGUUUCUCAAUGGGCCUUGAAUGCGUUUUCGAAAUCGGAACAGCUUAGAGCAAUAAUACGCACUGUUCCAAAUGAAAGUGUGAAAGGAACGACUAAAUAUUUUUUGGAAAUAUGGUCCGAAGGAAAAUGUAAGCAGACGUUCGAUCUAGCCGGUUUGGAUGAACAUGGAGCUGUAUAUACCGAUGAUUGUUUUGGUUCACUUUCUUGGUCAAAUGUAGAAGAUAAAGUGGUUUAUAUAGCUGAACAAAAAGAAGCGAAAACCUCGCCUUUUUAUCAGCAAAAACCACUUGGCGAUGCUACAGAUGGUUCAAAAAAUGAUUGCGGCAGGGGAGAUCAAUAUGUUUAUGAAGAAGACUGGGGAGAAGUGAUUUCACCAAAACGACGACCUGUGAUCGUAUCUUGUGAUAUUUUAAAGAAGAGCAUUACCAUAUUGGAAGGCGUGCCGAAAGAUUUUUCUCCUGGUCAAGUAAUUUGUGAACCGCAUGGUGAUGGUGUGAUUGGAGUGGCAUUUAUUAAUACACCGAGGAGAUUGGGAUUAAUAUAUUGUACCAGUAGAAAGAGUCAUGUAUUUUACUUAUCUAGUAAAGGAGAAUAUGUUAUUUUGAGCGAUAAAAAUGUAGCUGUCCAAUCUCCUCGGUUUAGUCCUGACGGAAAAUAUCUCAUUUGGUUGCAAAGACCGUAUGGCGGACCACAUCACGCCGCUCAUUCGAUCGUAAGAUGUAACUGGGAUACGAAAGAGAUUUCUGUGGUUGUAGAUAUUGUUCAAGAUAGCAUAACAACGAAAAAUGGAAAGGAAUUUUUCGGAGUUUUUAAUCAAGGCUUCGUUACAAGAUGUUGGACAUCUGAUAGCAAAUAUUUACUUUUCAGCACACCUCAAAAAUAUCGCAUUAAUACUUACGCAGUUGAAAUAGAAAAUGGUAAUAUUUGGGAUAUUGGUUCAAAAAAUGAAGAUGAGAGUACCAUCGUUUUGGAUGUAUCUGAAGAUGAUUAUGCGCUUCUGAAUGCCACCUCAUUUAAGCAACCUCCAACUUUAUCGUCGUUACAUAUUCCCUCCGCUAUUAGUAAUAGCUCAGAUGGUCCUUUGUUGACCACACUAACUGAACAAUCCUCAAUUUUCGAUAAAAAUAUCAUUUCAAGAUUUACUUUUCCUAAUGAAAUUACAAAAGAAAAUUGUUUUGCCACUUAUUACGGUCCACAGAAUGAGCUAAAUCAGUCGACGCCAUUGAUAUUGUAUCCUCACGGAGGUCCUCAUGCAGCAACUUCCAGUGCAUUUAGUCCUGCCUUCCAUUUGUUUACUAGACUUGGAUUUGGUGUAUUGAUAGUGCAUUUUCACGGAUCCACUGGCAUUGGACAAAAAUACGUCGAUUCUCUUCCUGGUAAAAUUGGUUCCAUAGAUAGCGUAGAUUGUAAUUCCGCCUUACAAACUGCUUUCAAAAAAUUUCCGUGGCUGGACCAAAACAGAGUUGUAUUGUUCGGCGGUUCUUAUGGGGGAUUCUUAGUUACUAUUCUGAGUUCGCAGUAUCCGAAUGAUUUUAAAGCUGUAGUUGCCCGAAACCCUGUUACUAACCUUAUCUUAGCAUGCUUCCUUUCCGAUAUUCCUGAUUGGGCUACCGUCGAAAGUGGAUUUCCUUAUGAAGGAUUGACUGCUGUUGUGGAUAACCCAGAAAUAAUAAAUAAAAUGAUGGAAGUUUCACCUAUAAAAUAUAUUAAAAAUGUGAAAGCACCUACUCUGUUGUUAUUGGGAAAGAAAGAUUUGCGAGUUCCACCGUCUCAAGGGUUAGCUUACUACCAUGCUUUGAAAGAACUCAACGUACCUACGAAAGUGCUAUUCUACGAAGAUAAUCAUUCACUGAGUACAGUGCCGGUAGAAAUGGAUAGUAUCAUAAACUCGAUCAUUUGGUUCAAACGCUGUCUUAAACGAGUAACGAAGUGAAACUCAUUUCGCUUUCGAUUUGUGUAAUUUAAUUUCAAUAUUAUGAAUCAUCGUACCUACAUAACGUAUUUACUAUUUACUCGAUAAUAUGUAUUAUAGCAAUAUAUUUUCUGCUCAUUCA